Cyclocybe aegerita is the source of this 1206-nucleotide messenger RNA. Lineage: Eukaryota; Fungi; Basidiomycota; Agaricomycetes; Agaricales; Hemipholiotaceae. The record is from the annotation of a GenBank genome assembly.
AUGAGGUCUGCACUGUCUACAUUCGCCUCCCUAACGCUCGUGGUCCUCUUCAGCAAACCCGCCUUGUCGGUCCCUGUCUACGGGCAAUGUGGUGGCCAAGGAUACACUGGGUCGACCGUUUGUGAUGCGGGUUCGGUCUGCACCUAUUCAAAUCAAUGGUACUCGCAAUGUCUGCCAGGAACCGCUCCACCUGCCACCACCACCACCGGUGAUGCAGGAGGGGGCUCCGGAACGACAACUGCCCCGGCACCUGGCGACACCCUUUGCGGUGGCGCUGCACGAACCAAAUUCACGUACUUUGGCGUCAACCAAGCCGGUGCUGAGUUUGGCGAAAACAGGAUUCCUGGAGUCCUUGGAACAGAUUAUACCUGGCCCAGCCCGAGCUCCAUCGACUUCUUCGUCGGCCAGGGAAUGAAUACCUUCCGCAUCCCCUUCAAGCUGGAGCGCAUCAGUCCCCUUUCAUCCGGACUCACUGGCAGCUUCGACCAAACAUACCUCAAUGGCCUGAAGACCAUCGUGAACUACAUCACUGGAAGGGGCGCCUUCGCCGUCAUAGAACCCCACAACUACAUGAGGUAUAACGGCAACGUCAUCACCUCGACCUCGGACUUCCAGACCUGGUGGACCAGAUUGGCCAACGAAUUUAAAUCCAACAACAAUGUCAUCUUCGAUAUCAUGAACGAGCCUCACACCAUGGACGCCGGUGUGGUCUUCCAGCUGAACCAAGCUGCCGUGAAUGGCAUUCGUUCCACCGGCGCCACCCAACUUAUUCUUGUCGAGGGAACUGCAUGGACCGGUGCUUGGUCAUGGGUUUCCUCUGGUAACGCUGGUGCCUUCCAGGCUCUCAAAGACCCAGGCAACAAUAUUGCCGUCGAAAUGCAUCAAUAUCUCGAUUCUGACAGCUCUGGUACAUCUGCGAACUGCGUUUCUUCGACCGUCGGCGCCGAGCGCCUCCAGGUGGCAACACAGUGGCUCAAGGACAACGGGUUCAAGGGCUUCCUCGGCGAGAUGGGUGCUGGCUCCAACUCGCAAUGCAUCACCGCCAUCAGGGGUGCUCUGUGCACCAUGCAAACCUCUGGCGUCUGGAUCGGCUUCACAUGGUGGGCUGCUGGCCCUUGGUGGGGCACUUACUUCCAAUCGAUAGAGCCCCCCAAUGGUCCUUCCAUCGCUCAGGUCCUUCCUCAAGCCCUCAUUCCCUUCAUUUAA